Molecule: messenger RNA, 2757 nt
Organism: Vigna unguiculata (cowpea)
Lineage: Eukaryota; Viridiplantae; Streptophyta; Magnoliopsida; Fabales; Fabaceae
Product: polycomb group protein EMBRYONIC FLOWER 2-like
Cellular component (GO): nucleus
Molecular function (GO): chromatin DNA binding
Source: RefSeq, a predicted model, not a curated record
UUCACUCUCUUCCCCCUUCAUUUUCACAAAUCCCCCCUUCUCCAGAUUCACAAGUGGUUUACUAGUAGCAGAUUUUUGAGAUUGUUUGUUGCUCUCGAUAGUUUCUCAUAUUCCGAGGUUAAGAUAAAUGUUAGACUUAGAUCUUAAUGAGAUUCCUUCAGAAGAAGGAGUGCAAGAAGCUUCGGAAGGAGUGCAAGAACCUUCAGAAGAAGGAGUUCAAGAACCUUCAGAAGAAGGAGUGCAAGAACCAGUUUCUGAAAGAUAUUCAAGAAGCACACAUGAAGCAGAGAGUGAUUUUAUCUGGAACCAUUUAUCAGAAGAGCAGAAGCUUGAUGCAUCAAACAGUUUCACAGCUUAUUGCGAGCCUGUUGAAAUCUACAACACAAUCCAGUCUCGCCCAAGAUUCCUUCAGAGAAGCUUGUACCGCAACAGAAAAGAGAAGCACAAAAAGAGGAUUCUAAUGACAGUUGUGCUGUCAUGGAAAGUCGAUGAAAUUCGAUCUCUGUUUCCUAUGUGUAUCGGUCUGGGAAGGCUGGAUCCAAACAAUGAACCCACAGGGGAAGAAAAGUAUCAUAUUCGUCGGAUAUUCACAUUUGAAGGUCCCUCUGGAGUUAACUGGGAUGACGUUAAACAUGUCCGAUUAAACUUUAUGCUUCCUCAAGUUGAAAAGUUAGCUGUGGAAACUAAUUAUGACAAAUAUUUUCUCUUCAUUCUCGCUUCUGGGGAAAACCCAAUUUCACUGUCUACACACAAUGCAAGCAAGUUGACUUCGGAGGUGGCUUCUAAUGAAUCAUCGGGUGGAGAGAAAUGCCUUUAUGGGAAAGUAUCCUUGAAAUUUCUUUAUGAGAUUUUGAAUAUAUCUCCAGAUUCUCCUCUGAAACAGCGAACUGAGAUUCAAUUUAGCACUGAACUUCGUUCGUGUAAUUUGAAGUAUUGGAUGCAACGUUAUACUCGAACAGAGAGCAGCACCAUCUCCAUUAGAGAUUCCAAUGAUUCUAAGGGUAUGUCAAAGAAAAUUGAAAUCUCAACUGGUUUUGAAGAAUUUGGAGCAGCUAUGGAAGCACCUCAUGGCAGGACACAGGAGAAGAUAGAAGAGUCAUCUUUGUCUUCUUUAUUACCUCAUUUCACUUGGUUACCAGGAAUUGUCUCAUUUCAUUACAGGUAUUACCAUAACAUGUUGCGCAAAGUCGAAGUUACUGAGAAUUUCACCUGCGCAAUCUGUUUGGUACAAUGUAAAAACUUUAAGAGUUUAAAAUUCCACCUUAAGGCAUCGCACCCGAUAUUUAAUUUCGAAUUUUCGGAAUCAAAGGCAUUUCCAUCUGUAUCUGUAUCUGUGAAACUUAACUGGAGGCAAGAGUUGAUUGACCAAAGGCUUGAAACUUUUAUGUACUGUGUGAAAAAACCAAAGCGCAGAACGUUGAAAACUUCAUCUCAUGGAAGAACUGAUGCAGAGGCGAUAGCGUUAGAUGUUGAACUUCGUAUUGGUACUGAGAACACUGGUUGUGGCCGACCAAUAGUUGUCUCUGAUAAUGGAUCAAAUGCAAUGCAACAAGUUGAGCCCGAAGAGGUUCAAAAUAAUGUAAUAUUUCACCUGCGACCAUCGAUUUCUACUCAGAAUGACCAGACACUGACAACGUUCGGAGUUGUGCAGGAGCAGGUUUCGAAUGCAGAAUCAGACCCCUCUCAGAGUUGUGUCCUAUCAGUGUCUGAUCAUGAUGAGACACGUGGAGUGCAGGAGGUUGACGAUGAAGAGACACGUGGCGUGCAGGAAGUUGAUGAUGAAGAUCUUUCAAAAGCCAUUGUUGUGUAUACUGGUCCGGGUUGUGUUCUUGCGAUUUCUGAGCAUGAUAAUUGGGCACUUUCUGUGGUAGAAGAUGAAGUUUCUAAUGCAAUUAUUUUGCGUACUAAUGAGGAAUGUGUCUCUCCAGUUUCUGAACAUGAUAAUGCGGCACGUGCUGUGCAAGAAGAUGAGGCUUCAAAUGCGAUAAUUUUAGAUCCUAGUCUGAAUUUUGUUCCGUAUGUACCGAGGGAUGAAGGUACAAGUUCAGCGCCACAAGCUAAAGAGAAAGAGAAGUUACUAAGUGAACGCUUUGACCCAAAUAUGCUUGCUCGGUGGAAAAAGCGAAAGUUUUAUCAUUCUCACACAUACCAGGCGAUGGAUCUUGAAGAAGUGGUGAAGGACGAAGACAGUGAGGAUGAAAUUAACGAGGGCGCUCGAGUGGUUGAAGAGAAAAGAAAACAGGAACUUCUUGGCGUUACCGAGCAUGAGAAGCGGCUCAUGACUAUGUGGGGCGAAUUUGUUAAGAAACAUCGUGUGCUGGUAGAUGGUCAUAUGAAUUGGGCAUUUGAAGCUUUCACAAAACAUCAUUGCGCUGAGCUUGUCGAGUCCACCCCAUUAUCCUGGGUUUGGAGAUUGUUUAUGAUAAAACUAUAUGAUCACGGUCUUCUAAAGCCAAAGACUGUGGGUACAUGCGGUGCCAUUCUCCACCAAUAUCGGGAGCAGCAAAAUGAGAUCCAAAAGCUUAAGAAGGUUCAGCCUCCUGAAACCCCUUCAAAUCAGUAGAAACAAAUGACAUAGAAAAAGACUUUUCUUUAUCAGGGGAAAAUUGCAGACACUGUUUCUGAAACUCUUUUAAUUGCUCUCUCUGUUGUACUGUUAGUACCUUCCAACUUUUAAUUGCUCUCUUUGUUGUACUGUUACUUCCUUUCAUAAAAUAAGGGGCAUGAAAUAGAGAAAUUUGCAAGGUUACUGUUUCA